Molecule: messenger RNA, 645 nt
Organism: Orbilia oligospora ATCC 24927
Lineage: Eukaryota; Fungi; Ascomycota; Orbiliomycetes; Orbiliales; Orbiliaceae
Exons: 3
Coding region: 1-645 (214 amino acids)
Cellular component (GO): mitochondrial intermembrane space; mitochondrion
Source: RefSeq, a predicted model, not a curated record
AUGUGGAAGACUCCACCACAAGAUCAUCCGUCUGCUGAACCGCAGCAUCCGUCGUCGUCGUCGUCUCUGUCGUCGUUAUCGCCAAUGACGUCCUCGAAUGACCCGCUUCUUACGCCACAGUUCUGUUUUUCAACAUCCACACUUAAGGAAUUCCUCCGUGUCUCCCGUUCCACAACCGAUGACACUAUCUCCCAACACCUCUCAUCCCUCUCCCCGCCACCGACCUUUAACCCCUCGACAACGUCCCGGCGAACCCCCUCCCAUCGUCUAAUCCCGCCGCCAGCCCUCUCCACCUUUCUGUCAUCGACAGUCUACCCGACUUGGUCUAAACGGUCCGAAAUCCUAACCUACUGUGCUAUUGUCGCUACCUCGCCGGAUCCGAAUGAUCCGAACCUGGAUGUCAUAUCUAAAGAAACCGAAGCCGAGAGAUCUAGGAUAGUGGAUGAACGACUUGAUCCCUAUUCAGGCAGAUUCUUCCCUACAGAGACCAGGACUCAGGUUUUAGCUGGGGUUGUGAGGAAUGAGAGGGGUGUAGAAGAGAUUGUGAGAGAAAGAACAUGGGAAGUAAUUAAAAGCCGGAGUACAGACGGAAUGGGCGGCAAGACGUGGAAAGAGGCUUACGAGGAAUGGAAAACGUCAUCAUAA